UUCCUAUCUUCAAUAGAAUCAUCAGUUACACACCAUGGCUUGCUUAUCCAUAACCAAACCUUUCAUUUCUGCUUCUCUUUCCGCAAACCAUGACUCCACCGCUUCUCCGCCGCAACAAUCGAACCUCUCCGAUGCCAAGCCAUCGAUUCCGGUCCUUAAAACAAACACAAAGUUGAAAUCCUCAACUCCUCCAAGUAAGAAAAGCAGCCAGCAAUCCAAACUCCAACAGCAGCUCAAUCUUAUGAAAAUGGAACAAGCCAUUGGCGCUGGAAGUUACCGUGAUUCGGAUCCUACUGGCUCGGAGCAGAAGGAGUCUAUCUUUAACGGAGUGGUGCCGAAUGAAUAUGGUGUUCUUGAGGGGCCAUUAGAGAGAAAGCUUAGAGAAACUGGAGAAUGGCUUUCUGAUAAAACUGAGAAACAGUUUCGUUCUUCUAGUUCGAGUAAACGAAUUUUGAUGUUUUUCCUGAAGUGGGUUCUACCGUUAUACAUUUUGAUGUUCUUGGUGACUACUGGAACUGUGAAGCUACCCUUUAGCACUCCUUUUCUUGAUGAUUUUCUAUUGUAAAUAUAUGCAAAUUAAUUCAACUUUUUGUUAUUGUAAUGCUGUAAUUAAUUAUAAACCAUCACAUAUAAAAUCAUUAAAUCUUCUAACCAA
Messenger RNA from Mercurialis annua (annual mercury), 655 nucleotides. Its product is annotated as probable NAD(P)H dehydrogenase subunit CRR3, chloroplastic. The transcript is spliced from 3 exons. Bases 35 to 565 code for a protein of 176 amino acids. Gene Ontology annotation, cellular component: NAD(P)H dehydrogenase complex (plastoquinone); chloroplast thylakoid membrane. Gene Ontology annotation, biological process: photosynthetic electron transport in photosystem I. The record is from RefSeq and is a predicted model, not a curated record. Lineage: Eukaryota; Viridiplantae; Streptophyta; Magnoliopsida; Malpighiales; Euphorbiaceae.